AUACACUCAAUACAGUAUACAGAUUACAGAGCACUUGAAAGUUGUAAUGUAUUAAUUAGAAUCUAAUUAAAUUGAGUCCUACUAGCUACUAUAAUACUGUGUAUAAAAAAGUACGUUUACAAGUCAACAUAAAAUUAUUAUUUGGUUUUUUCCAAGACAUCUUAUUCGUGAUUUGUUGUAUAUUAUGAUUUCUGAUUCAGUUCAAGGAGCUGUUAAAUGGAUUACAUAUACAAAUCCAGUCGUUACUAACUCAGUACAAGGGUUUAAUUCAAUGCUAAAUUGGAUUGGAGUAACGAGUUCUAGUGAAAAACAAAAAAUUAUGAAGAUGGAGAAUGUCAAUAUAUUUCAAAUGCUUGGGAAAAAUAUCUGUUUCUAUAAAAUGGCUGGCCUUUUAGGAGCAUCUGCUGUUAUAUUAGGAGCUUAUGGUGCCCAUGUUGUUGCUCAUAAAGCUAAUCCAGAAGAAAUAAGAAAUUUUGAAACAGCAAAUCGGUAUCAUUUUUACCAUACUUUUGCAUUAUUUGGUGUACCAUUUUGUCGUUUUCCUAGAAUUACUGGGGCGCUCUUUAUCAGUGGAACUUUAAUAUUUUGUGGUACAUGUUACUACAACGGACUGACAGGAGAUAAAACAUUUAACAAAUAUACACCCACUGGGGGCAUGUUAUUAAUUGCUGCUUGGAUGUCAAUGAUUCUUUAGAAAAUUAAUGGUUUUAAGAUUUUUACCUGAAAUAUUAGUGAAUAUAAUAAGGAUUAUAUACUUUUGAUAAUAAGUUUUUCUAAUAUUGUUAAUAAUGAUUUAUCUGUAGGUGUAUGCCUUAUACUCUUAUUGUUUGUGUUUUAAUUUGAAACAAUGUGUUUAUAUAAAAUCAA
This is a messenger RNA of Myzus persicae (green peach aphid), 867 nucleotides long. Its product is annotated as transmembrane protein 256 homolog. Lineage: Eukaryota; Metazoa; Arthropoda; Insecta; Hemiptera; Aphididae. The coding region runs from base 185 to 694 and encodes 169 amino acids. The record is from RefSeq and is a predicted model, not a curated record. The transcript has 6 exons.